Molecule: messenger RNA, 598 nt
Organism: Paramecium octaurelia
Lineage: Eukaryota; Ciliophora; Oligohymenophorea; Peniculida; Parameciidae
Source: the annotation of a GenBank genome assembly
AUGAUUGUGCAAGAUACUAUGGCAAUUUAUAAUUACCAUUGUAUUUUUUAAGUUUAAUUUAAUCUGAUAAUCAAACAAUUAUUUUUAUUGAUAAACUAAAUCAAAAUAAAUGGAUUCAAUUUUUUAUCUGAUAUUUCUGCCUUUUUGUUUGCAUAAACUCAAAAUACGUGGAGGACAGUGUAUUCUCUCCUUCCUGGCUAAAACGGGACUGAUAGUAUUAUUAAUAUUUUAUAAUUAGAUUGGAAUAAUAUAAAUUCAAUAGAUGACCCAAUUAGUAAUUGUUAUGGGUCAUAGAUAAUUGGAGGUUAUUUAAAGUUUGGUAAAUCUACCUGGAUUUCUUUAAAUCUUAAACUUCCACCACAUUAUUCAGCAAGAAUUUCUCUCUCAUUUUGGAAGUAUAAAAUAAGCUAUAUAUAUUAGAGUUGACAGUUGGGAUGGUGAAAUUUUCUAAUUAAUAUAUGACAAUAAGGCAUAUAUUAGAAAGUUUUUUCAUGAUGAAGGUCUUGAUCUUUGUGGUAUGGGAGUUUCAAUGACCAAUAAGUUCGCUUAAACUUUACAAUAGAACCGCAUUAUUCGGAAUCCCUAGUAGUAAUUAUGA